AAACUGUCAGAAUUACCAAAUCUAUAUGUAGAAACAAGCAGUGUAGAUUAAAUGCUGGUGCUCGUGCUUGUACUAGUGGCACUGUUAUGUGCUACUGGUGUGUGUGGGCCAGUUCACUUGUACCAUGUCACUGGAGGCUGAGAGUGGAAGAGGUGGUACUGAGAUGCAUCGAAGUUUUGCUUCUGGAAAGCGAACAGCAUUGUUAAGAGAAGGCGAAGAAAUAAUUUUUGAGUUGCAACUUCAUAUCAGUGACGUAGAGUGUAGUAUGGAGCUUGUAAGUCUCACGUACUCCAAUGAUGGCGAUGGUGAUAUUGUGGAGGUAUUCAUUAACAAACACUUGAUCGGAUCUUUUGAAAGCUAUGCUGAGUCAAAUAAUGGAUAUAAUUGGAACAAAUUUCGGACAAAAACAGUCUUUUCAUCGAAAUCAACAGUGAGCAUAAGCAAUGGCCUUUCAACACUUAGAGUCUUGGCUGCAAAUGCAGACUCAUAUGGUGUGGAGAUUGAUAAACUGUCACUAGAGCUUGACUGUCCACUUGAGCAAGUCUCUGUAGUGGCUGACUGCUCACAAGACGUUGUGUCAGUAGAAGAGGAAGACACUAACGAAGAGAGUAGUACUCUGUCUAAUGGAGAAAUCAUUGCUAUAGUUUUUGGGAUUACAUCAUUUGUUACACUGGGAAUCCCUACCUUUUGUGCUGGAUUUGUCAAGUUCUUUAGGUGGCUAAUGACAUAGCAAGAUGUUUUGUGUAUUCCACCCAUGUUCAUGUGCCACUUUAGACUUUCCUUCGCUAUAUUAAGGUCUAUCAAGACCUGCAAAUUAUGCGUAUGUGCCCUUCAUGCGCGCUACUGACUGGCAACUGACCGGGGUAGUAUGGAGCAGUAGCAGCAAGAGGUCUCUUGAGGUGCUGUGGACAUGCAGAACCUCCUACAAAUAAACCACGUUCGAGACCAGUUUGGAGCGAGAGUCAUCUUCCCCCAGAGGAACAGUGACGAUGAUGCGGAGACAAUCACCAUCAUGGGCAAGAAGGAGAAGGCGGAGGCAGUCAAAGAUCACCUUCAGAAACUCAUCAAGGAACUGGACAACAUUGUAGAAGUGGAGAUGCAAGUGGCCCAGAAGUAUCACAAGCACUUUGUGCAGCGUCGAGGACAGUUGGUGCAGGAUAUAUCGGCAGAGAACGGCGGGGUCAUAAUCAGCUUCCCGCGUUCCGGAACCAACUCGGACAAGGUCAUGCUGAAGGGGGCCAAGCAGUGCAUCGAUGGAGCCCGCACUCGGAUCCUUGAAGUCGUGGAAGACUUGGAGGCACAGGUGGCCGUCAAGUGUGAGAUUGACUCGAAGCUCCAUCGCUCCAUCUUGGGCCAGAGGGGAGCACACGUACAGGCUAUAACGUCAGAGCACAAUGUGUCCAUCAAAUUCCCCGACCGAGAACCGCAGCAGCUGAGGAGCCAGCCGAGCGAGGAGGGGGAGGAGUCAGCCCCGCCCCCUGCAGACGACCCGGCCCGUAACCUCAUCCUCAUCACAGGGAGGAAAGAGAACUGCGAGGCUGCUAAACUGGCACUGAUGGUGAGACUAACGUGUUUUCUAUAG
Geodia barretti is the source of this 1582-nucleotide messenger RNA. NCBI's taxonomy places the organism in Eukaryota, Metazoa, Porifera, Demospongiae, Tetractinellida, Geodiidae. The record is from the annotation of a GenBank genome assembly.